GAGAGAUAUACAAAUAACCUUUACAUUGCUAUCGGAGCGUUGUGCCCCUUCUUCUGCUCAAGGGGCCCUAACGAGCCCCCUGCUUGGAGGGCUCUCAGGGAGCUCACUUCUGCUUGGCCAGCAGGCUGCAUCCUUGCGGCUUGCUCAACUGAAAGCCCAGCUAGCGUUGACACAGAUAACCAAUGCUCUUGCUGUUGGCAGCAGAGCCGCGACAUUGACAGCCAACUCCAACACAACUGCUCCCUACAUACCCACAACACCCACCUCCCCAACUGCUGCAGCCAUCAAUCUCCUUAACCUUCUCAAGAUUGCAAACACCAUGUCCCAUCCCCUGUACAACCCCUAUGCCCCUGGAAACCAAAGUUCCACCCAGGGACAGUAUGGACUCUCCAGUAUACCGACAGAAAGGGACCCUCGGACGGCAUCUUCUCGCCUUGGACCUGGGUCCAGCUUCAACUCUCCUGGAGCUUCUUCUGGGACUCCUGCCAUCUCUGGAGGAAUGCUCCCGUCAAUGAACUACAGGCCUGAACAGAGUAGGGCCAUAGUAGACGAGAACAUAGAGAGGUCUAUAGACAUGCAUAUUAGCAGAGCCAGAGAGGAAGUAAGGCUUCUCGGCAAACCGAUUCAUCAGUCCAUUGACCAGGGCAAUCGCUUUGCAAGCACUCAAAGGAAUGAGUUUCUCCCGUCAGGUCCAGGGAUGGUCUCCUACCCAAUGUCCUCAACCUCUGUCCCUCUAGGACAUAGACAAUCUGGCGUUGAAAGUUGCAGUAACUCCUUGGACUGGUCAUCGAACUACAACAGGCCCACUGCUGAUAACCCCUCACAAUUGUAUUCAUCUGCUUCGUCUAACUAUGCAAGCUGUGGUGAAGGUAGGUUUAGUGCCUCCAGUGAAAGAGAACGUGAUAUGCAGUCGAUUCCGGGGUUAGGUGAUUUCGACUAUCAAGUGCCAGAAAAAAAACCUGGGGGCCCCACAGAGCCCAAUCGACCAAAGUACACUUCUGAAUCCGCUUCUAACAUCCUUCAGCAAUUUGGGCUUGAAAAAGAGGACUUGGAACAUCUCAUCUCCUACCCUGAAGACCAGAUCACCCCUGCUAACCUGCCGUUCAUUUUGCGGCAAAUCUGCAUUGAGAAGAACAAGAGAACUUCUACUGUACUUCAGUCAAAACCCUGCCCCAAACCCCCACCCACCAGAAAUGUAAGUGGAAUGGACAGUCAUAGUUUGAGCAGUUCAGGAGGGGCAGGGAUGCACCAGAAGGAAAUGUCAUCAGCUAUUUUCCAGCAGAGUAAAGUGAUUGACUAUGGACACACUGGAAAAUAUACAGGAGCGGUUGGGAAUGAAAUUGGAAAGACCGGUAGCAGUAAAGCUAACAGUGGUGGGAGUGGAAGUAUGUUGCAGAUGGACACUUACGAUAGUAGCCGACCCAUUCGAGAACCUCUGCAAAAAAAUACAACAGAGGUGAAAAACAAUGCCUUGGGAUCUUCACGUGACCAGACGAGUUCUGUUUCCAGCCUCAGCUCUUGGUAUAGUCCAAUAAUGAGCACGGUGGCUUCCCCGAGCAACGAUCAGACCAAGCAACUGCACACCCAACUAAAACAGACUUCAGUUCUCAGCUCUUUCUCUCUGCCAAAGAAAGACACCGACAUCAGAUUUCUCAAGUCCGAAGCCCCCAAACCUGUUCCUUUGAAAGAACCAGAGGUAGACCGCCAGUCAACGUUGAAAACCCAACCGCCCCCAACUCUGUACCGUGGUGUGCAUCCCAGCCGACCUGGCCUUGUGGUCCUUGGAAGUAAUGAAGCCAGUGGCACUAAAGGUACAAGUAAAACUCAAGGACAAGGUUCAACAGUUGCUGAGCAGAUGAAAAAGCAGCAGCCGAUGCAGAAUCAGCCGAAGCAGCAGCCGAUGCAGAAUCAGCCGAUGCAGAAUCAGCCGAAGCAGCAGCAGCAGAUGAAGCAGCAGCCGAUGCAGCAGCCGAUGCAGAAGCAAACGAUUCAGAAGCAGCCAGAACAGCAGACACUGAAGCAGCCAGUAUUGCAACCAGGUCAAGCAAUGUGGCCUCCGUUUUUUUCUGCUGCAACAACAGUUCCCCCUGCUUCUCAAAUCUCCAGCAUCACUAAUACCAUGAAGCAUCCGCUGUAUGUCCUCGGUGGUCCUCAGCCCAGUGCUAUUCCUCCAGCUCUGCCUCGGCCAAUCCCGGGCCUGAUGAAUCUUACUCAUCUGUCGCCGCCACCUUCCAAGGUUCUACCAACGGCAGCCAUGAUGCAUGACUAUGCGGCGGCCACGCCGAGAAUCUUUCCACAUACCUGUACUCUGUGUAACAAAGAAUGUACUCGUAUGAAGGAUUGGAUUUCUCAUCAGAAUACCAGCCUUCACCUUGAGAGCUGCAAACUCCUCCGAAAACGAUACCCAGAGUGGGAUGGGGAAAUAGCACUAAAACCCAGUGCUGCAGGUAAAGAUGCCAAGCCUUCGCCCGCAACUUCUUCACAGACUUCCCAGCACCGUCAACAGAAAGUCAAGCAUGGAAGCCGCUCUCGUUCUCACUCGUCUAGCCCACAUCGCCGGCAUGGCUCAGACGGUAGAAAGGAGAAACGCAGUAGCCGAUCACGUUCGCCGCAGAGAGCCAGAUACACUCGCAGGUCCCGCUCUCGUUCUCGUUCCCCAUGGUAUGAGCGCCCUACUUCCUUCCGCUAUCGGUCAUGUUCGAGGAGCCCAGAGAGACGGUCGUCACCGAGGAGGAGAGACGAGGAACGGUCCUCACCACGAAGGAGAGGCAAUAGACGAUCAUCACCAAGGAGGAGCCGUGAGAGACAGUCAUCGCCGAGCAGGAGCCGCGAGAGACAGUCAUCGCCAAGCAGGAGCCGCGAGAGACAGUCAUCGCCAAGCAGGAGCCGCGAGAGACGGUCAUCUCCAAGGAGGAACCGUGAGAGACAGUCAUCGCCGAGCAGGAGCCGCGAGAGACAGUCAUCGCCAAGGAGGAACCGUGAGAGACAGUCAUCGCCAAGGAGGAGCCGUGAGAGACAGUCCUCGCCAAGGAGGAGUGACGAGAAGCGAUUGGGAUCAAGAAGGAGUAAUGAGAGAAGAUCACCACCAUGGAGAAGUGAUCAGAGUCGAUCCCCUCAACGAAAGAACUCAAGCAACGCAGAGAUCCUAACUAGGAAACUACUGAAAUCAUCAGCUGUCCAAUCCCUGUCAAAACAUUCUGAUCUGGAGGCCGUGGUUAAGACACUGGCUCCUGCCUUACUGGCCGAGCUAGCCAAGAUGAAACCUUCCUCAUCUUCUACUACCUCUUCCUCUUCUACAGCAAAGAAGGAGUGCCCUAAAAAGCCAUGGAAAGCAAAGCUUAGCCUGCAGAAGAGCAAGUCUGGUAAAUCUUCACCUCCAACCAUGGUGAAACUCCAAGGAAUUCGUAGUUCUAUCUCUCACAAUGAUGUGUUGGCUGCAGCGGAGCACUUUGGAAAAACCAAGUCAGUUGUACUGUUUCGGUCCAAACUGGAGGCAAUCGUGUGUUUCGAGAAAGAAGAAGACGCAAAGAAAUUGAAGAGCGUGAACAGCCUCGAUGUUAAAGGAAUGCUAAUCACUGUUGUCAGAGAACAGGAGACUGAUUCUAAAGAGCAAAAGAAGCCUCCUCAGAGAAAGCCUGCCACGUCCAGUGUUUCCACAUCGCAAACCACUACCAAAAGAAAAGUUCUUCUUCCUACACCUAACAUGCGUCCGCUUAAAGGGCCCAAAACGCCUUCAUCUUUACCUUCUGGAGCCAAAAAAGCUACAACAGGCAAACAGACAAAUCAGAAAAGUGCAGGUAAAGGCUCAGUAAAAGGCCCACCGACUGUCACUAAAGCAAAAGUCUUGGUUUCCAAGGCGAAAAACGUCUCAACCAAGCCGAUAACAAAAAUGGUAACCAAACCUGCGAAAAUGGUAAAAACAGGAAAGUUACCUGCAAAGAAAGCUGUAAAAAAGUCCAUGGGGAUGCAAAAAAAGUCCACAAAUCCAGAAAAUCAGCUUGACGUAGAAAAUUCCAAGCCUAAAGAAUCAGAAACCAAGGUUCAAGAAGAUGUGCUGAAAGACACAGCUGAUGUUGGAAAAGCGAAUGUCCCAGUUUUUGAACCCAAGCAUCAGGCAGAACUAGGCAAAGCCAGUGCCGCUGAAGAUGCAGAACCAAUGGAGAUUGGGGAAAUCGCAGUUGAAGUGGCAGAACCCAUGGAAGUAGCAAGUUGUGCUAAGGACCAAGGAGAAAAAAUGACAACUACAGAAGCUGUACCGGCAACUUCAGAGGCGGCACCUGAAAAUGUACCUGGCAGUUCCAGUGAGAAUCAACCACCAAACAGUACAAUUGAGACCCUGCCGACAGAAACAGAUUUACCACAUGUCCAACAAAGCACCUUGUUAGAACCAGAGUCCACUGCACAAGGACCGGAGACAAAGACAGAGGCUUCACACCUUCAACAGCAGGCUGCAGGAAGUCUGACUGAAGUCGCUGAGGAGCCAAAGCUGCCAGAUAAAAGGGUGAAGACAAAACCAAUACUAAGAGAUGAUGAUGAGGACUAUCUGACUACUGAGGAGAGGGUUAAAAGGUACAUGAGUUCAUCCAGAAUAGCGUGCCUGAAGAUGAACGCAGGAGGGAACUCGAAAAAGUUGAGGUACCUUAAAAGAACGCAGUUGCUCAUAACCAACCUGCCGGAGUAUUACGACGGCUGCUACACAGAGAAGGAUCUUGCCAAUCUGCUCAUACCCUUUGGAUUUAAAUAUGCAGAUAACAACAUCAUUGUUGUUCCUCAGGCGUGCAUGGCUUUUGUCAUGAUGCCGAAUAAGAAGGAUUUUUGCAAGAUAUUGAAAGCCAACGCAAUCAUGGGCUUUUUCCUCAGAAAUUUUAAACUUGGUCUCCAUGCCAUUGCCAAUGGCAUCGACAUGACACUGCUUGGGUUUUAUCAAUGGCUGAUGAAGCAUGUGCAUAAUGAAGUGUUUGAUGAUGGAUUGAAAACAAUCUUCAUCAAGAACAUUUCAUGGAGUGAGUCAGACCAGCUCAGAAAAGAUUUGGAAAAAAUCAGUUCUGUUCAGAAUUUCCUGCCUCUCCUCAACAAGGUGUUUAUAGAAUUUGAGUUCCCUCACGAUGCUGAUCGGCUUGGAGUUUGGUUGAGUCUCCUGAAACAACCACCUGGCUACGAAGUCCACAGGCUAAGAAUACCAUACACGAGCUGUACAUCACAACCACCAAGACUUCCUGAGAAAGCUGUACCAGACAGCAAACGCGCUGUUGAUGGGGCAACUAUCCUGCCAGAAAGAGAGAGUGUUCCAGCUGGCAGCAUUGGACUAUUCUGGGUCCCCUUGAGAACUAGUCCUUUCCUGUUCCCCACCAUGUCUCCUUGGUUCAUCAUCCCAGAUUACCUGACAGAGAGGAAGGAAGACAUUGAGAAGGCCAGUGGUCGUGGUUCCAUGAUUCCCACAAUCAUGUUGACCGGUUUACCAGAAGAAGGCUACAAGCACAAGGACGUGGCAAAGCUGGUCUGGCGUUAUUUCCCCAAACAGAACCUUCACUGCCUGUACUACAACGUGAUGGUCUUGAUGCUGCAGAAGAGGGCCUUUGUGUAUUUUCCUGAUUGGACAACAUGCUGUGACUUUGUCCGAGAUCACAUCACAAAACCAGUUUCUGUCCAAGGCUGCAGGCUUUCAGUUCACAUUGUCUUGGAACACAUGCUUCCCGAAUCCAGUGAGGAGAUGAUGUACACAACUCUGAUGAAGUUGAGCAACGCUGGAGCUCCAGACCCAACGUCUCUGGAGGAGCGGUUGCUGUGUGUCGAGGUUUCUGAGGCGUGUGUGAACCUCGUCAGGAGAGUCAUAGAAAAGGUGGCGUCCAUCGCAACCUUUGUCAGCUUUUUGCCGCUCGCCAACAGGAUAUGCAUUGAGAUGGCCGACGCCAGCUGUGUAACCAAGGUGGUGGAGAAAUUCAACACUUGGAGCAAAGUUCAACGUGUUGAGUGUUCAAAGAGCCUAAAACAGCGUAUACAGGACUACACGGACAUCCCACUAAACUUUUACCUGGACACCAUGAAGGUCAAAGCCGAGCCCGCAGCUGUGAAAUGUCAAACCCAGCCUCCUCCUUCUGAACUAUUGGAUAAUGGGUCCCAACCCGCUCUGCAAACCGGUGACCCCGCUGGAUCCACCAUUUCUGCGCCCACCACAGCAGGACCAAGUGCUAAUGCCACAAAUGACAUAGCAAUAAAGGAGGACUGUGAGAAACCAGGACCUGAGAUCACCAUGGACUCCAUUGUUGAUCAUGAGCCAAAUGAGGAUGUAGAGAAUGCAGAAGUAAAGGGGCAAGAGUGUUCAUUAACAACCUCAAUCUCUACCGCCAAUAUAGUAGACACGGUCCCAGCUGCUUCCAGUCCUGAUCCUUCCAGUCCUGGCACCACAGUACUCAUGACUGAAGAAAACCCUGCAGAACUUCCCCAGAUUAGCACGGACAUAUUCCAGGCCGUCGUGGCAGCCGUUCGCAACCACAGACUUACCCGGGACAGCAACACCCAGAGGGAGGAGAAGAAGAGCUCCAGCGAAAGCAACACAAGCUCAUUAACUGCAAAGGAUAAAGACGCACCAAAAACAAAGUUUGAGGAUGAAUUUACAAAUGACAGCCCUUCUUUAGACGGCCAUCUUUUUCAAGAUUUCAACAUGGAUGACUUUGUUACUGUUGACGAAAUUGGUGAUGAAGUGGGAGACACAAGCCCCAAGUCUCAUAGUUCCUCCUCAUCUAGGCACUCCCCCAGAGCGAAAAGAGAGAGGCAAAGCUCAGGUAUGUCUUCUGUUGGCAAACGGACAUCAACAAGGUAUUCAAAAGACUCCAGGAGCUCAGAUUCUUCUUCAUUCUCCUCACCCAAGUCAACUAAAGGCUCAAGCUCUUCUAGCUAUGUGUCGCCAAAAAAAUCCAAGGGCUCAUCUGAACCCACCAAAUCCCCUACCAAACCCUCCACCUCUGCCAGUGUGAGUAAUGCCUCUUCCCCUGGUCAGAAAACACAACAUAGCCAGACAAAAUCUCCAGCCAAAGUAUCAAAUACUGCAUCCUCCGGGUGUAGAACCCGCUCAUCCUCCGCUGCACAAGAAAUGGAAAAGAUGACAUCAGUGGCUACAGUCAAGGCUUCAGUGGAGACUCAUUCUGAGCCUCUGGGAGAAGAAGCAAAAGACACUGAAAGCACACUGGCAAUAUCUGACCACACGGUGUCAGCAGAGGGCUUUGCUGUAAAAACUGUUGAGUCAGAGACAAAAAUAGAAACAUCAUCAGAGAUACAUCCACCUCUACAGGGACAUGGAUUAGACUUGAGCCAAUCCCAGAGUCUGGAGGUUGAUGUUCAUGUCAACACACGCAAAGGCCUGAAGAAAACCAAAGAGGAUGGGAAAGAAGACGAUGUUGAGAAACUUACAGAGAUGGAGGGGGACAACGACAAAUACAAAAUCCUUGGUUCACUUGAUGAAGAAACAGAUGAACAGAUGAAUGAUGCGGACCAAGACGGUAGCUCUGAAGUCCGGCCAACUGUACCCGAGGGAGGCCAGACUUUGCACGUGGAAAGCUUUCAGGUCUUGGACAGCGUCAACGAUAAAGACAAAGCCCGUCCACAGGAGUACAGUGAAAUGGAAAUAGACAAUUCUUUCCAAAUGGUGGACAGUGCUACCCAGGACCAAGCAGAUACAGGUCAAGAGGACAGUCACCAGGUCCAAGAUGAUGGGUCCACAGUUAAGCACGUGUCUGAGGAAGCAGCAAUCCCUGCAGGUGACACAUCUGAUAAAGAUUCAGUAGAUAAAGAUCAGGAGACAAAUAAUAUAGCUCAAGUGGUAGAUACAGAUAGUAAACAAGCUCCAAGGGACAACGGAGAUGGGAAGACAGGAGAAGAGGAGGACGAAGUCAAAGGCAAAAUGUGUUCAGCAGAGUCCUGCAAAGACUUCCAAGAUGUGUUGAAUCCUGAUGGCCGAAUCCCAAAUGAAGACCAGCUGCUUCAGGACACCGACAACAAAGAUACUUUAGAAACCUUUGAGAUACUGGAUUCAAUUGAUGAUCAGAGUGCAACCGAAGACGACAGCCAAAACCUUGGAACUCCAAGUGACCAGACAUCUAAGGAAGACAUUCAGUCCAUGGAGGUGGAGGAAGACACAUAUCAGGUGAUUGAUUCGGUGGAAGAUCACCCACCAACUACAGAGACUGAGUCGGAGACUGACAACACAGGAAAAAGAAAGCGAGGGGAGGCGACUGCUAGAAAAGAUGAUAGACCAUCAAGGAGGAGUGGGCACACAACCACAGCAUCCAGAAGUGAAGAGAAGGAGAAAUCGCCAAAAAAACAGGACAGGAGAUUUAAAAGAUAUGAGACACGGACGAGGUUGGACACAUCUGCAGGACUUUCUAAAAAAGACAAAGAGGCCAACGAGGAGAUGGUGUAUGAGAUAGUAGAUUCUUUUGAAGACAAACCGGUUCAAGAUGUUGCCACCACCGAAAUGUCUGGUAGACGGAGGAGUGCAAGAGGUAAGAAAGAGGAUAAAAUGACAUCUAAUCUUACAGGAGCAUCUGAAAAACCAGAGGAGGCUAAAUAUGAGAUUUUAGACUCUGUGGAGGAUGAAACUGCCAAUGAUGAACCACUCUUAACAAGAUCCACCAGAGGAAAAAGGGAAAGAGCCACUAGAAAAGAUACUUCAGAUGAUAAAACGAUAAAAGAGGACACAGCAGUGAAAAUGAGACACACUCCUGCUAGAGAAUCACAGGAACAAAACAAGGAAAGAACACCAAAGAAAGAGGAGAGAGCCCCUCUAAAAGGUAGCACACCAUCAAAGAAGAUUGACGAUGAGGUAAAAGAGGAAAUUGACUUGGAUGCUACCUAUGAAGUAUUUGACUCUGUGGAGGACGAGGCGGUUAAGGGUGAUAGGCCCGCUACAAGACGAAAAGGAAGAAGGGGAAGACCAAAGAAAGUUGUUAAACCAGCCAUAAAAGACACAUCAAAGGAGGGUGAAAAAGUGGCUGAUGAAGAAGAAGAACCGACAUAUCAGAUUCUUGAUUCUGUGGAGGACGAUAUGGUUAACGAUCAGCCCCUCACGGGACAGUCAGACGAGAAAGAUUCCAGCAACAAUGACGAGCAAACGAGGAAAAGUGAAUCUCUCAAGGGAGCAUCCAAAAAAGAGGAGGAGGAAGAGCCUAUGUAUCAGAUCAUAGACUCCCUGGAAGACGAUCAAGGUCAAGAAGAGCCAACAGCCACAGAGAACAAGACAAAAGAUGAAACCCCUACAAAAGAAGAGGCGUCAGCUGAAGAAGACACACCAACAUUUGGUACCACAGUUGUGGAAGCGUCCGAAAAAGUUGUUGUCAAGGAGGAGACUCUGUGUCAGAUAGUCCGUCCAUCUUCUGCAGAAGGGUCUGUCAUGAGAAAUAAGAAAGUGGACAAAUCAACAACUGAAACCCAGAGUGAUACUGCCAUAGUUGAAAGUGGGAAGAAACCAAAAUUGCCUGAGAAAGACGACACAAUAGGCAAUCUGGUGAACCUGGACCAAGUCAGCGAGGAGGAGGAUGAUUACCCUGACGACACGGCUGAGGAGGAAGAACUGAGAAAGCGACAAGCCGCCUCAAAAGAGAAGCUGUUCGCCAAGGAGCGGGAAGCUAGGAGGACCAGGGAGAGGGAGGAGAGGAGAACCAGGGAGAGGGAGGAGAGGAGGACCAGGGAGGGGGAGGAAAGGAGGACCAGGGAGAAAGAGGAGAGGGAGCAAAGGAGCCGGAGCAGCAGCAGCAGUAGAGCAGGUGGGAGAGAGACAAGGAGGGCAAAGGAGAAGGAGAGGGAAAAGGACGACUCUGCGGAGGUAGGUGCCGAAGAGCUGGUGACUCUGGAUGAGGUGGGAGCAGAUGAGGCUGGAGAGGAAAGAGCGCCAGAAAGCCAAGAGUUGGAUGAGGAGAUCAUGGAGGGGGAGCUGCAAGCACUUGUCACUCUGGACGAGUUCAUAGAAGAAGAGGAGGAUGACGAUGAAGAGCCCAAGCAAAGCACACUAGAGACCCGCCCACCCAGCCAGGAGGACGAAUCAGAGGACUUCUUAAACUCAGAGACUUUGGUGACUUUAGAUGAAGCUGGCGAUGAUGACGAGAAGCCGGAGGAAGAGCAUACUGAGAAAACCUCAUGUACCGUCCAACACAAUGCUGAUACAGUUUUAGACGAAAGUCUGAACUUUGUGACGCUAGACGAGGUGGGAGCGGUGGAAGAGGAGGAGGAAAAGGAAGCUGUAAAAACCAGGAGAAGAGGACGCGGCAAGAAGAGAAGCAGACAGACCCCUGUGAGAAAAUCUACCAGAGGGAAAACCGUGACUGCAAUAGACGAGAGAGAAGAAGAGUUAGAACCAGCGAGCGCUGAUGUUCUGCCUCCAACUCCACUCGAUGCGUCCUCGUCACUGGACACAGGUCCGUCUAUGUCGUCAAGUGACGGCCAGCCGGAAACCCAGAAGGCCGAGGUGGACGCAGCGAACUCGGCUGACAUCGAGGCAGCCUCUGCUGGGCAAGAGCUGCAGCCGGAGCACCCUGAGAACCAGACACUGGAGGGAUGUGUGGGGGAAGGACAGCAGGAAAAGGAGGAAGGAGGGAGCAGGGCGGACAUUAAAGCUGUGAGUAAACUGAGGAUGGAGUCCGUUGGACCUGAAGCAAAGCGCUCUCGUUCUCAGUCUCCGUGUGUCGCUACCGACGUCAAACUGCCGCCGUUCAAACCUAACAACCCCCUCGGUCGGGAGUUUGUGGUCCCCAAAUCCGGCUAUUUCUGUAACCUCUGCUCCGUGUUCUACCUGAACGAGAGCACCGCCAAGGACCUCCACUGCAGCAGCCAGAGACACUACGACAACCUGCAGAAACAUUACCAGAAACAAUCAAGAAGUUCCAAACAAAGUUCUCAAGGCUCCAUUUCUGAUUGAUCCCGACUUCAACUAAUGAC
This is a messenger RNA of Etheostoma spectabile (orangethroat darter), 10926 nucleotides long. RefSeq lists its product as uncharacterized. Gene Ontology annotation, molecular function: zinc ion binding; nucleic acid binding. Lineage: Eukaryota; Metazoa; Chordata; Actinopteri; Perciformes; Percidae. Gene Ontology annotation, cellular component: nucleus. The record is from RefSeq and is a predicted model, not a curated record.